CCUGCAGAGAGCGUGAACAUACUGCACCACCCACACCCAUACUAUCCUGCUCCUUCCAGUUCCAGGACUGUGUCUCCUCCUCCAGCUGCACAGGAAGAAGUGACUGACACAGUGUAACGCUGGUCACAUGAGCCUGCUGCAGUCAUUGGGAUUCAGGCCAAUGGCAUCAGUGACGAGAGACGUGUUUGGUAACCUGCCAGAUGGCAAGACAGUGGAGAGGUUUCAUCUUGAGUCAGACUUCAUCAAGGCCGAGAUUAUAUCCUUUGGCUGCAUCAUAACUCGUUUAGAAACAAAAGAUAGACAUGGACAUUUCAGAGAUAUUGUCCUUGGGUUUGAUAGUUUGGAAGGAUACUUAAACAAGCAUCCCUACUUUGGAGCAGUGGUUGGGCGAGUUGCAAACAGGAUUGCCAAUGGUAAAUUUAGUGUUGACGGAGAAGAUUACAAGUUACCCAUUAAUAAUGGGCCAAAUAGCAUCCACGGAGGAAUCAAAGGCUUUGACAAGGUACUUUGGAAACCUAAGGAGAUUGAAAAUGGGGUUCAAUUCUCUUACACAAGUGCUGAUGGAGAAGAAGGAUACCCUGGUGAAUUAACAGUCUGGGUGACCUACACACUUGUUGGCAGUGAGCUCACUAUAAACUAUAAGGCUCGGACCAAUAAGAGCACACCGAUCAAUCUGACAAACCACUCUUACUUCAAUUUGGCAGGACAGGGUUCAGAAAACAUAUAUGAUCAUGAGAUUUCUAUUGAUGCUGAGCACUAUCUUCCUGUAGAUGACACCAUGAUACCAACAGGAGAGGUGGUGCCGGUUGAAGGAACCUGCUUUGACUUACGGAAUCCUGCUGAUCUUGGGAGUCAGAUAGCGAAACUCAAAGGAAAUGGAUUUGACCACAACUUUUGCUUGACUGACCAUCUACACUGCUGUUCAAGAGUAUAUCACAAGCCAAGUGGCAGAGUGCUCACAAUCCGUACAACUCAACCUGGGGUCCAGUUCUACACUGCUAAUUUCUUGGAUGGAUCUCUUAAUGGAAAAGGAGGAGCUGUAUAUCCUAAGCAUUCUGCAUUUUGCCUUGAGACUCAAGCGUGGCCAGAUGCAGUAAACAAGCCACAAUUCCCAAAUGCUCUUCUGCAUCCAGGAGAGGAGUAUGACCAGACCACCUGGUUCAAUUUCUCUGCGCAGUAAAUGCACUUUUACCGUAUAGCAGUGGUGGCCAUCCUAUGCCUUCUGCAGCUGCUGGAGAAUUGUGUCAACCUGUCCUCCCGAUACUGAUAAAGACGUAUCUAACCAUUUAGUUAUAUAUACACUACUGCCAGAACAAUAAAUGGUCGUCAUAAAGA
This is a messenger RNA of Bufo gargarizans (Asiatic toad), 1335 nucleotides long. RefSeq names its product galactose mutarotase (gene GALM). Gene Ontology annotation, molecular function: carbohydrate binding; aldose 1-epimerase activity. The record is from RefSeq and is a predicted model, not a curated record. Lineage: Eukaryota; Metazoa; Chordata; Amphibia; Anura; Bufonidae. Bases 128 to 1180 code for a protein of 350 amino acids. Gene Ontology annotation, biological process: glucose metabolic process; beta-D-galactose catabolic process via UDP-galactose, Leloir pathway. The transcript has 8 exons.